CUGGGUCGGGUGGGUGACGCCGAGCGCGAGAUGUCGGAUUUUGAUAGUAACCCGUUUGCAGACCCGGAUCUCAACAACCCUUUCAAGGACACAUCAGUUACACAAGUAACAAGAAAUGUCCCACCAGGACUUGAUGAAUACAAUCCAUUCUCGGAUUCUAGAACACCUCCACCGGGCAAUGUGAAAGUGCCUAACGUACCCAGCACACAACCAGCAAUAAUGAAACCAACAGAGGAACAUCCGGCUUAUACACAGAUUGCAAAGGGGCAUGGCUUGGCCUAAGCUGAACUUCUUAAACGCCAGGAAGAACUAGAAAGAAAAGCAGCAGAAUUAGAUCGUCGAGAACGAGAAAUGCAAAAUCUCAGUCAACACGGCAGAAAAAACAAUUGGCCACCUCUUCCUGACAAUUUUCCUGUGGGACCUUGUUUCUAUCAGGAUUUUUCUGUAGACAUUCCUGUAGAAUUCCAAAAGACAGUAAAGAUUAUGUACUACCUAUGGAUGUUCCAUGCUGUAACACUGUUUCUAAAUAUCUUCGGAUGCUUGGCUUGGUUUUGUGUUGAUCCUCCAAGAGGGGUUGAUUUUGGAUUGAGUAUCCUGUGGUUCUUGCUUUUUACUCCUUGUUCAUUUGUCUGUUGGUGCAGACCACUUUAUGGAGCUUUCAGGAGUGACAGUUCAUUCAGAUUCUUUGUAUUCUUUUUCGUCUAUAUUUGUCAGUUUGCUGUGCAUGUACUCCAGGCUGCAGGAUUUCAUAAUUGGGGUAACUGCGGUUGGAUUUCAUCCCUUACUGGUCUCAACAAAAGUAUUCCUGUUGGAAUCAUGAUGAUAAUCAUAGCAGCACUUUUCACAGCAUCAGCAGUCAUCUCACUAGUUAUGUUUAAAAAGGUACAUGGACUGUAUCACACAACAGGUGCCAGUUUUGAGAAGGCCCAACAAGAGUUUGCAACAGGUGUGAUGUCCAACAAAACUGUCCAGACCGCAGCUGCAAAUGCAGCUUCAACCGCAGCAACUAGUGCAGCUCAGAAUGCUUUCAAGGGUAACCAAAUUUAGAGUCUUCAAACAAUGCAUUGUUACCUUCUGACUGUACUUUUUUCUCGUUACUGUAUUCUAUAAAUAUUUGUUUUGUUCAAAACACACAGUACACACAGCACGUAUAUUUCCUAAUCACUUGUGCAUGGGCUAAAACAAGAAAAACUUCCUUGUCCUAUUAUUUACCUGAUAGUUUCUUAAUAUUUCAGUGCCCCUUGCAAAAAAAAAAAAUUACAUGCGAAAUAAAUAUUCUCCAUUUUUUGGGGGGGCAUGAAUGUUCAGCGAAUUAUUUCAGUGGUGACACCCUGAAAUUAACAUGGCACUUAUGAUUAAAAAUGCACUUAGUACUUGCUGCAGUCAUUCUUUCAAGAGUCAGACGUAAGGAUUACACAUUGGAGCAGUAAAGCAAUGCUUCAUUCCUUUUCCUUAUUUAUAUUGAAAGAAAUAGGACAUCAGAGACUUAGGGAUUUUUAAAUUGGCUUGCUUUUUAGCAGUUUCAGUCACUAGUGAAGAACCUGUGUACAUUUCAUGGUAGAUAAUGUAAAUUUUAUCUUUUUAUUUUCUUUUUUUACAGUAGUUGAUAUUUUGAUAAUCAAGCUCUGAUCUUGCAUGGUCACCAUGUUUCUUAAAAGAAUUAGUAUUUUGGGUUAUGCACUGCUUAUGGUUGCAGGAUUGGGGAGUUGUUUAUAGAAUCAUAGAAAUGAUUUUCUGUAAUACUUUCUUUUAAAUAAAAAUUCACUGGGGUGCAAUACGAGGAUAUAAUAUAAUAUGCAGUGCAUUAUCCAAAAGAAAAGGUAGACAAUUGAUGGAAUAGAAUGUAGUGAUGAUAAUACCUUUUUGUUUUUAAUUUUCAGUAUUCAUAUCAUAGUAAAAUAUUACUGUAUGGAAACUUCGGUAUAUUCUUGUGGCUACUCUUUUUAAUUGAACUGAGAUUGUGUUUGGCAGCUCUUUUCUGGGGUAUGUGUGUGUAAUUUUUAACAGAGGUAUUAAAGUCUAGCCUAACUCCAUGUCCAAAAAGAACAUAACAGUAUUUAAGAAAUUUUUCUUUUAGCCUCUCAUGUCUAGU
Messenger RNA from Balaenoptera acutorostrata (minke whale), 2092 nucleotides. Its product is annotated as secretory carrier-associated membrane protein 1-like. Gene Ontology annotation, cellular component: trans-Golgi network membrane; recycling endosome membrane. NCBI's taxonomy places the organism in Eukaryota, Metazoa, Chordata, Mammalia, Artiodactyla, Balaenopteridae. The record is from RefSeq and is a predicted model, not a curated record. The transcript has a single exon. Gene Ontology annotation, biological process: protein transport.